CUUGGAUCGGUUGCAUGUCCCUCGCCGAGCACCAGCGCGAGAUGCUGGCCUUGGCGCGGCAGCAGAGCGUCGUGCUGAGCGGACCAAGCCGCGUUGGCAAGACGCACGUGGCGGCCAUGCUUGCGCGCGAGCUGCUGGACGACGCCUCGCAUCGCGGGAAGCUCGUGCUCGUGGUCGUGCCCGGGAGCAGCCAGAUUCCGGACGUGUACGCAACGAUGGCUCGCGUGUGCCAUGCGCGCAUGGGCGGCCAGCUACCGACGAACGAGCGUGCGUGGCAGACGGUCGAGUACAUGAAGGCCCAAGUCGCGUCAACCCAGGUGCUCGUCCUCACGGCCGCCAUGGUCGGCCUCCUCCUGCAAGAGAACGUGCUCGUGCUCGAAAAGGUCGCGCUGGUCGUCUUCAAGAGCUGCGAAAAGAUCCACGCGCUCUUUCCAGCGUUUUACCAGCGGUUCUUUGUCAAGUACGCCAAGCUGCACAAGGCGUGCCAGCCGCGCAUCGUGGCGCUCACGACAUCGACGAUUUCGGCGCUCGAGUUGCAUACGACCAAGAACCCGCUCUUUGCGUAUACGACGGCGUGCAGCAUGACGCUGGCGGCCACGCGCACCAACCACGACCUCCUCGCACCGCUCUUCGCCGAGGUCUUUGAGGACGCGAGCUCGUCGUCCUCGAUGUUUGUAUCGGACCCCAUAGCCUUUCUGCUUGGCAACAAUGAGAAAGGCAUCGACUUGGUCGCCGCGUACCUCGACCUGCACCGCAUCCCUGGCGACGACGCCAGCCUAGCCAGCCGGAAAGACCGGUUCCUCAACGACGCCAGUGCCGUCUUCGACCACCUCGGUUUCUGGUGCUUUGUACAACACGUGCUCCACGAACUCGAGAGUGGCAUCGAGUUUGCGUCAUCCUCGCACGCCGAGAGUCUCCUCGCAUCGACGCAUCUCAGCAUUCUCUCGGAACCUUUGGUGCCGGUGGUGCCACGUAGCGACAGCGACCACGCAGCGUCCGUGGCCGGCGCCAACGGCCUCCAAUCGUGGCUCACUGAUCUUUUGGCGCUCGUCCCACGGACGCAAGCGACGCCACGACUCCAGCAGGUCGCGUCGCUCUACCGCACCUUUGUCGCCAACGAAAGUCUGCUCCGAGAUGCGCCGCUGACAAAGCGGACGUGGAUCUUUGUGCAUCGUCGGACGCACGCGCGGCUCGUGGCCGACUACCUGACGGCGUCGUUUCCGCAUUUACCGCCGGCGUGCAGCAUGGUCGGCCAAGACGUGGCACACUGUCGCGACGGCGUGACGUCCAUGGGCGAUGUCAUUGCAACGUUCAACGACGCACGGAGCCUCGUGCUCGUGACAACGGCGCUGACGCACGACAUGGACUGCGUGGCGCCGUGCGACCUCGUGCUCAUUGCCGACACGUUGCACGACCAGCACAAGCUGCUCGACUUUCGACGCUGCGCGGACGCUGUCAUGGGGGUCGUCCGCUACAUCGUGCCGGGCACCGAGGCGGAGAUGACCAAGUACAAGGCACUGCACGCCAAGAUGACGCGCCUCGUGCAGAUGGAGAUUGCCAACAUGCCGCACGAGGUGCUCGAGCAGCGUCUCCAAGCCGUCCGCGCUGUCGAGGCGCCGGUCCUGCCCGCCAACGACCACGCGUACGUUGUCGUGCACGACGACACGCAAGCGCGCCUCGAUGUACGCAACAGUAUCGAAACACUGGAUGCGUUCUUCGAUACACUGCCUCUCCUCGCGAUUGCCGACCACCGACCGCAGUACACGCACACACGUCACGCCAUGCAAGCCGCGAUGACAAACAAACGGCGCCAGCGACUCGAGGCGAACCGCCGCCUGCAUGACGACGACGACGACGACGAGAUGACGCAGCGCUUUGAACAUUCAGUAAUGCUCCGGCUGCCGCCCGCGCUCGGGAUCAAGGAGACGCUCAAGUCGCCGCGCGUCGACUGCGAGAAGCUCGCAAAAGCGAUAGCAGCAUUUCUGGCGUGCCAAGAGCUCCUGCGACGCGGGUUUCUAGACCGCUCGUUUCGGUCGCGGCUUCAAGGCCACGUCCGCGCAGCGUCGACGACGCCAUCUUCACACCCGGUCACGGUGGAAACCGAGACGCAGAGCAACUAUGAUGUGCCAGCGACCACGGCCAUCGAGCUCGGGCUGCGCUCGGUGCGCGAAGUGUUUGCAGCCCAUUCGAGCUCGAGCUCGAGUGUGACCCUGUAUCUCUACCCGCUCGACUCGCUCGACUAUGGUCUCUUGACGACGACGCCGCUGUAUGGCGGCGUGGUGCGGGACACACCGUGGCGCUACGAGUUUGGCACGACGCGCUGCAUCUUGACGCCAGCGCUAGCGACCGUGCGGCUGGUGGACAAGACCCCGCGCGUUUUGGAGAUGGCAUUGUCGGAGCUCAGCGAUUGCGUUCGGCAUCACGUGAUGCUGCUGCGCUUGGCGUGUUACGGCGUCGACGCGGCGCUGGCGGCGAUCCGGUCGCCCGACUUACUGUGCGAAUUCUCGGCCCGCAACGACAAGGGCUACCUGGUUGUCGCCUUGGACCCGGCGGAUGCGAUCGACUUUGACCACAUGCGUGGCGUGAUGGGGUCGUUUCUGACGCCGGCCUGGCCACUGCCGCCGCCCGAGCGCCUUGCGGACCUCGUCUGCGUCGCACGAAAGCGCAAGGAUGUGACGUACAGCAUCAAGCAGGUAACGACGACUCUGGUCGGUGACGUGGUCGCACGAGUGGUCGCCGACAACACGUUCUGGGGCCACACGAUUCGCCGGGCCAAGUCGGCACCGGGUAACCCGAUCCUCGGACGCUGGUAUACCAAGGACGAUCUGCUUGGCGCCGAGCCCAACCAGCCGCUGGUGUACGCGAUCGAGCUGCCGUCGGCGCUGCCUAUCAUGCGCCACAUUAUGGACCGCCGCCCGCAGUGGACCUCGACCGUGCACCAGAAGGAGCGGCUCGUUUUGCCCGACCACACCGACGUCCUUGGCCUCUCGCGGUCUCGGUACGUGCAGGCGUUUGGCUUGCUCCCGCUCUUGUACGAGUUGGAGCGCAAGCUGCAGCUGUCGCGACUCAUGGACCGCGUCGGCGCCGACAUUGACUGGACGCUCCUCAACGACGCGACGUCCAAGCCCGCGUACGAGACGCUCGAGACGCUCGGUGACUGCUACCUCAAGCUUGAAUCGACAUGGUUCCUGUACGAGCGCCGCUGGGACCUCGACAACGAAGGCGCGCUGCACAUGACGCGCACCGACAUGAUCCGGAACGACCGUUUGUGCCUCAAGGCGAUUUCGCUCGAGCUGCACAAGCUCAUGACGCACCCAAAAAUCCUGGACACGCAGCCGUUCAUUCACUGGAAGCCGAGUUGCGUGGGCCGAACGCCCAAGUCGCUCGUCGCGCCCGUCAAGUGGAUUGCCGAUACCGUCGAAGCCAUGUGUGGGGCCUUCAUUGCGGGUCUUGGCGAGCGUGGCGGCCGGCUCUUCUUGUCAUGGCUGGGCAACGAGACGCUCGACCCACUCGAAUGUGCGUACGCGCGUCCUCUCUUGCCGCACUGUACGCCGCAGCCGCGCCCGUCGCUGCCCCGCACGUCGGUGCCGCUCAACCUGGCAGCGCACGGGCUCGAGUUUGUCGCGUCGUACUUUGACGAUCUUGGCGAGCGCGUCCGCAUCCUCGAGGCGUCGCUCAAGUAUGAAUUCCGCAACAAGCGCCUCCUCCUCGAAGCGAUCGCGCACCCGUCGGUCGCGCCCGUCAUGCGCCACGCGGACGCAAGCGCCGCCCUUGCCGCUCCGUUCAAGGGCGACUAUGAGCGGCUCGAGUUUCUGGGGGACGCACUCGUCGAGUACCUCGUGCUGACGUAUGCGACGACCACGUACCCCGCGUGGCAACCGGGUGACCUUACAUGUUGGAAGGGCGCGACCGUCUCGAACGACGCGCUCGGCAAGACGGCGCUCAUUGCGUUUCACGUCGAUCACGUCAUGCUCACGGGCGCGGUCAAGAUGGACCCAAAGAUGGCGGCCAACAUACGGCUCGUCAAGCACCACUUUGCGCGGCUGCGCGCGGGGCAGCCCGUGGACGCGGCUGGCAUUGACCGCGCGACGAUGCCCAAGAUGUACGCCGACGUGUUUGAAGCGCUCGUGGCAGCUGUGUUUUUGGACGCGGGCCGGGACCUCGUGACGAUCCGCGAUGUGUUUUUGGGGCCGCUCCUCGAGACGGUUGGCGCCGACGCACUGGCGGUCGUGCGUCGCCAUCAAAAGACUACGUAGCUUGGUGUCAUGGUGCUCGUCUUGUGUGUUGUCGAGCGGCUAUGGUGGAUACGUGUCGUCACUAUAUCUAACGUUUUCU
This is a messenger RNA of Saprolegnia diclina VS20, 4335 nucleotides long. RefSeq lists its product as hypothetical. NCBI's taxonomy places the organism in Eukaryota, Oomycota, Saprolegniomycetes, Saprolegniales, Saprolegniaceae. The transcript is spliced from 12 exons. Gene Ontology annotation, biological process: RNA processing. Gene Ontology annotation, molecular function: ribonuclease III activity; nucleic acid binding; ATP binding. The record is from RefSeq and is a predicted model, not a curated record. The coding region runs from base 15 to 4256 and encodes 1413 amino acids.